This is a messenger RNA of Gracilinanus agilis (Agile Gracile Mouse Opossum), 2022 nucleotides long. Its product is annotated as sodium-dependent phosphate transport protein 2B-like. The record is from RefSeq and is a predicted model, not a curated record. Lineage: Eukaryota; Metazoa; Chordata; Mammalia; Didelphimorphia; Didelphidae. Gene Ontology annotation, cellular component: brush border; apical plasma membrane; vesicle. The coding region runs from base 1 to 2022 and encodes 673 amino acids. The transcript has 12 exons. Gene Ontology annotation, molecular function: sodium:phosphate symporter activity. Gene Ontology annotation, biological process: sodium-dependent phosphate transport; intracellular phosphate ion homeostasis.
AUGGUGCCUUGGCCUCAGUUGGGAAACUCCUAUUCUGUUCCUAAUAAGUACAUUGAAGAGGCUACCACACAACAGUCUACUAUGUCUGGAAAAGAUAAAGGAUCCCUCAUCAGUAAUGCCAUUUCCCCUGAAAGCAAGAUAGACCUUCUGCCACACUACUCUACUAUUGCACUGACUGAAGAGCUUAAAGAGCUGAGGGAAGAACAAAGCCCCUUGGAUAUCCCUAACAUUAAAAACUCAGGAAUCAAGUGGUCAGAGAGAGACACCUCAGAAGAAAUAACUGCUGUCUUCCGAGGGAUCCUAAAAGUGAUUCUCCUCCUGGGAUUUCUCUACUUAUUUGUCUGUUCCUUGGACAUGCUGAGCAGCGCCUUCCAGCUGGUUGGAGGAAAAAUGGCUGGAGAGAUUUUCCGUGAUGAUUCAGUGUUGACCAACCCUGUGGCAGGCUUGGUGAUUGGUGUGUUGGUGACUGUCAUGGUGCAGAGUUCCAGCACGUCCUCGUCUAUCAUUGUCAGCAUGGUGUCCUCUUCACUGUUGACAGUAAAGGCAGCAAUUCCCAUUGUGAUGGGAGCCAAUAUUGGGACUUCAGUCACAAAUACAAUGGUGGCCCUCAUGCAGGCUGGAGACAGGGAUGAAUUUCGAAGGGCUCUUGCAGGAGCUACUGUACAUGAUUUUUUUAACUGGUUGUCAGUGCUUGUGCUGCUGCCUCUGGAGGUGAUCACGGGCUACCUUUACCACCUCACCAAUGUUAUAGUGAAAUCCUUUAAUCUCAAGAGUGGAGAUGAUGCCCCUGAACUCCUGAAAGUCAUCACGGAUCCCUUCACAAAACUCAUCAUCCAGCUGGAUAAAAAAGUCAUAAACGAAAUUGCUACAGGAAAUGAAGCUGCGAGAAACAAGAGCCUGAUUAAAACUUGGUGUAAAAGUUUUAAAAAUGUGACUUUAAGCAACGUUACCGUUCCCUCACCAGAAAAUUGUACUUCUCCCACUCUCUGCUGGACUGAAGGGAACAUGACUUGGACCCUCAUGAACACAACCUAUGAAGAGAACAUUGAAAAAUGCAAACAUACCUUUGUGGACAUUAAUCUCUCGGAUCUGAGCAUUGGACUCAUCCUUCUUGCCCUCUCCUUGCUGGUCCUGUGCACUUGUUUGAUUUUAAUUGUUAAGAUCCUGAACUCUCUGCUCAAGGGACAAGUUGCUGCAGUGAUUAAGAAGACCAUCAACACAGAUUUCCCCUUCCCGUUUACCUGGCUGGCAGGCUACCUUGCCAUUCUUGUUGGAGCUGGGAUGACCUUUAUUGUGCAGAGUAGCUCUGUGUUCACUUCUGCAAUCACUCCACUGGUUGGCAUCGGUGUGAUCAGCCUCGAGAGAGCUUACCCUUUAACGUUGGGCUCCAACAUCGGCACCACCACCACUGCCAUCUUGGCUGCAUUAGCUAGUCCUGGAAAUACCUUACAAAAUUCACUCCAGAUUGCCCUGUGCCAUUUCUUCUUCAACAUCUCCGGAGUCCUUCUGUGGUACCCAGUCCCAUUCACACGCCUGCCGAUCCACCUUGCCAGAGGCCUCGGGGAUAUCACAGCCACCUACCGCUGGUUUGCCAUCAUCUACCUGCUCUUCUGCUUUGUCUUGACUCCACUGGCAGUGUUUGGCCUCUCCCUGGCAGGGUGGCCUGUGUUGGUGGGUGCAGGGGCACCCGUAUUAUUUCUAUUGCUUUUGGUCUUGAUCAUCAGGGUCCUGCAAGCCCAUUGCUCUCAAGUUCUCCCUAAGAAGCUGCAAAACUGGGAAUUCUUGCCCCUGUGGAUGCGAUCCCUGAAGCCCUGGGAUGGGCUGGUGUCUCUCCUUAUUGAUAACUGUUGUCAGCGAUGUUAUUGCUGCUGGCUGUGCCGCCUGCUGUGUAGAUGCCCCCCGAGUAGCCACUAUGAUAAGUGCAUCAAACUUGAAGAGGCCAAGGAGAUUUCCAUCAAGGUCUCUGAGCUUGAAGUAAUUGAACUUAAAAUUGAUGAGUCCCAGCCUGGGGUCAAGGCAUAG